Molecule: messenger RNA, 2299 nt
Organism: Puntigrus tetrazona (Sumatra barb)
Lineage: Eukaryota; Metazoa; Chordata; Actinopteri; Cypriniformes; Cyprinidae
Gene: ubxn2a
Product: UBX domain protein 2A
Exons: 7
Coding region: 199-1014 (271 amino acids)
Biological process (GO): nuclear membrane reassembly; autophagosome assembly; proteasome-mediated ubiquitin-dependent protein catabolic process
Cellular component (GO): nucleus; cytosol
Molecular function (GO): ubiquitin binding
Source: RefSeq, a predicted model, not a curated record
GGGGCGACGGAGACGUCACAGGAAUGGUGGACCGCCUUAGCGUACGGAGCGGCAUGACAACUGUGAGAAACUUACGAGCUAAAGGGACACAUUUACGACACCAUUGAAGCCUUAUACUGAAAGUCCUGCUCCAUGAAUUAUUGAGGUAGCGCUGAUGCAGUGGUUACAUUGACUUGCACCAUCCCUUCUAACUUAUAUAUGCCCACUUGUGUUUGUGCUGCAAGAUGGACAACAAAAAAAGUCAUGAUGAGAGAUAUUGAUUCAAGGGAAAGGGUUCAAGAUGACACAUGGUGUGAAGGGGCACAAAAUGAGGAAGAGGAGGAUGACGAGGAGGUGAAUCCUAUCAGAUCCAGUUUCUCUGUGGAGGACCUGCUCGAUGAGGUGGAGAAGAUCAGCAGUGUCCCCAGCAGCGGCAAAAAGGUGGAGAUUGUAGUGAGACUGUGGAAAAAUGGUUUCACGGUAAAUGAUGAAGAUUUACGCAGUUACACUCUAGAAGAAAACCAAGAGUUCUUGGAGGCCAUUAAAAGAGGCGAGCUGCCUCUGGAGCUUGAAGGAAGAGCCGAGGAUGAAGAGCUAGAAGUCAAUGUGGAGGACAUGAAAGAUGAGGUUUAUGUCCCAAAGAAAAAGACCUUUCACCCGUUUACAGGCCGAGGUUACAGACUGGGAAGCGUUGCUCCGCGGGUGGUGGCCAGGUCCCGGUCGAUACAUGAGGACUGUUCUGGUCCUCCUCUCCCGGCUGUGGAGCUGAACGAGGACCUCCCUGUGACCUCCCUCCAGAUCUGGCUGGCAGACGGUCAGCGUCUCGUGCAGAGGUUCAAUCUGUGCCAUCGGAUCAGCGAUGUGCUGCAUUUUGUGGAGCAGGCUCAGAGAACGGACGCGCCGUUCAUCCUGACUACAUCCCUGCCGUAUCGAGAGCUCCGAGACGAGGGUCAGAGUUUGGAGGAAGCUGAUUUAGCAAAUGCUGUCAUCGUUCAGAGGCCUCUCAACACACAAGCUCCUUUUGGUCACUCCUGACUGUUCCUGCUUGCACCAGAGACUCAGAUUUGUUGGUCCCACACACUUGAGAGACAUUUCAAAUCUUCUUCUUUCUCACAUCACCUAAAAAAAUAAAAUCUGCUCACACAGGCCAUCCAAGACCAAGAUUAGUGUGUUUCUUCAACGGAACAGAUUUGAAGAAAUUUAGCACUUGCUCACCAAUGGGUGCUCUGCAGUAAAUGGUUGUCGUCAAAAGGUCCAAAGAGUUAAUAAAAAGGUCACGGUAGUCCGCAUGAAUCCAGUCUAUCAAUUACUGUCUCGUCAAGCAAAAAGAUCUCUGUUUGUAAGAAUUAUUGAGAUGUUUGUGACAUCAAGUUAUUGCAUCUGAUCGUCUAUGCAUGAUAUUGCUACAGUAAUAAUAAAAAGGAUGUCUGAAGAGAAAUAUGCGCACAUCGGGCACCGUUUAUAAGCCAAAACAACAACUGAUAAAAUGCCUUGAUGAUGAAUUUUGAAACAUAAUUAUUUCACUUAAUAAGACCGGAGUCGUUCACUGUUUGAUUGGAGUCGUGUGUAUUACUUUUGGAUUAUUGUGACGUUUUUAAUCAGCUGAUUGGACUCUCAUUCUGACGGCACCCAUUCACCAACGAGCAUCCAUUGGUGAGCAAGUCACAGAAUGCAGAAUUUCUCCAAAUCCGUUUUCAUGAAAAAACUAAUUUCUCUACAUCCUGGAUGUCCUGAAGGUCAGUACAUUUUUAUUCCUUUUAAACCAUAAACCAUUGUUUUUUGGGGUUUUUUUCCAAUUUCUUCUGAUUUUGAAAACCUUUCUAUGACAUUAUAGGUGGCCACUCAACACAUUGCACAACUGAAAUAGUUAGCAGCAACAGAAGGUAAACGGUUCACUGGAUUAAACGAUUCUCGCAAUUUUCAGUCAAAUUGGAAUGACGUGGGCGAUGAAAAAUGUUAAAUGAUGACAGAGCUUUCAUAUUUAGAUAUAUCUUUUUUUUUAAUUAGGUUUUAUUUUCAUUCGUUUUCUUUUUGUACUCCCUGCCAUCACUCACGGUUGGAUGUGUUGGCCUUUUCUGAUGCAAUGCAGUACGCACAAGCCAAGUCUUUAACCUUCACUAUUACACAUGUUUACACAGAUCAAUGAAGAAUUCAGAUCAUGGAAGCUGCCAUGAUGCUUAAUGGAGUUGUGUUCGAUCAUUUGUGAUAGUAUGUCUUACUGUGAGCCAUUAAGUUAUAAACGUCAAAUGUUUUAUGCACUUUGCCUAAGACAGAGACUCUGUUAUAAAGACCUCUGCUUGCAAUAAACCUACUGAAGAUA